CAGCGCGUCGGCUGACGACGUGGAAGUCAAAACCAGGUCCAAAACCAUGCUGAAACUGAUCUAAACCUGAGAAAGGCGCCCAAAUAAAACGGCAAAAACCACUGCUUAAAUCGUCAUCGAUCUUUUUCCUUUUUUUUUCGCUCCCCUCCAUCUUGACCGACUCCGUCGUACCAAGAACCAUCUUCAACCACCAUCCUAUAUCAAAUUUGAAUUCCAUUUCGAUUAUUUUGAGUCGACCUCGAUGAGAUCAACCUGCACCGCUGCAGCCCUCGCUGCAAUUUGCUCUCUUUCUGUUCAUGCCGACUCUGGGGCUCCAAAUGUAGAAACUCCCAAAUUUAGCCCAUCAUCCGUGGUAGGUCACUUUGUUGAACAAUUCACGAGUGAUUGGUCAACUCGAUGGAAUCCCUCAGAGGCAACCAAGCAAACAAGCACCGGCGGUGAAACAUUCAGCUACGUCGGAAAGUGGGAAGUGGAAGACCCCACUGUGCUUCCAGGAAUCGAAGGUGACCAUGGUCUGGUGGUCAAGAGUCCUGCUGCCCAUCACGCCAUCUCUGCCCCAUUCUCUAAAAUCCUUGACAACACGGACAAGACACUGGUCCUACAAUACGAAGUCAAACUACAAAAUGGUUUGGAGUGUGGUGGAGCUUAUCUUAAAUUACUCAAGGAAUCCCCCACUGGUAUUCAAGCCCAAGAAUUCUCUGACAAGACCGAGUACUCGAUCAUGUUUGGUCCCGAUCGAUGUGGUGCCACCAACAAAGUGCAUUUCAUCUUCCGUCACAAAAACCCCAAGACCGGCGAAUAUGAAGAGAAGCACUUCAAUAACGCACCUGCAAUCAAGAACGUCAAAACUACAUCGCUCUAUACCCUCAUCGUUCGACCUGAUCAAACUUUUGCGAUCAAGAUAGAUGACGAAGAAGUUAGCAAGGGAAGUCUCUUGGAAGACUUUGAACCGUCUGUCAAUCCCCCGAAGGAGAUCGAUGAUCCUGAGGACAAGAAACCUGAAGAUUGGGUCGAGGAAAGCAAGAUUGUUGACCCUGAGGCCAAGAAACCUGAUGACUGGGAUGAAGAUGCACCCCGAGAAAUCCUUGAUGAAGAUGCUGUGAAGCCUGCGGGAUGGCUUGAUGAUGAACCUCUUACAGUUCCCGACCCAGAAGCCGAAAAGCCCGAGGAAUGGGAUGAUGAAGAGGAUGGAGAUUGGGUCCCCCCAAGCGUUCCUAACCCCAAAUGUGAAGAUGCCCCAGGAUGCGGAGCAUGGGUCCGUCCGAUGAAGUCUAACCCUGCUUACAAAGGAAAAUGGGUCCCACCUAUGAUCGACAAUCCAGCUUACAAGGGUGUCUGGUCACCACGAAAGAUCUCAAACCCGAACUACUUCGAAGACAAGACACCCUCCAACUUCGAACCGAUGGCCGGAAUUGGUUUCGAGCUCUGGACCAUGCAGGAGAAUAUCUUGUUUGACAACAUCUACAUCGGACAUUCCGAAAAGGAUGCCGCCGAUUUUGCCAAAGAAACAUUCCACGUCAAGGUUGCCGUUGAAAAGAAACUUGAGGAUGCUACCAAACCUGAGGAACCGAAGCCAUCGACAGAAGACAUUCCCACAUUUGCCGAUUCGCCGAUUCAAUUUGCCCGCGGCCACGCCAAAGCAUUUAUUGACCUAGCUAUGGUUGACUUCAGGUCCGCAGUCAACCAGAUGCCGUCGACCGCUAUGGCUUUAGGAGGAUUGCUCGCGACUGUCAUUGGAGCCCUGUUCCUGGUUCUUACCGGCUCAAGUGCCCCUGCAACCAAGAAAGUUAAGAAAACGAGCAAGAGCGGCACGUCCAAAGACAAGGCGGCUGCCGAGAAGGUUGCGGAUGCGCCUGUCGCAGGUGAUGCUGGGAAGGCUGAAGGAUCCUCGGAUGUUAGGAAGCGUAAAUAGGAGACUGAGAAUUAUCGACCAUUGUGUCAGGAUCCUACAUAACAAACUAAACAAAAAUACCUACUUUGAGAUCUCUUCCUGUCUCCGUUUGCUGCAAGAGAUUGUCAGUCUACAUGUGGUUCCAUUUGUGAUUUUCAAACCCUCGUCUAGCCCAAUAUGCUAAGCUUACCGACAUGUUCAAGUAUGAGUGGUGAUGAGAUGUAACAAACCACGGUGUGACUGCUUCUCUCUCUUUCUCUCUUUCUCUCCCCAUUCUUUUCUUUUCUUUCAUUUCAUUUGCUUUUUUUUCUUUCCAAUUUCUUUUCUUUCUUUUUUUUUUCUUUUUUGCUUUUUUUUUCUUGGCUUGAUUAUCGAUGAUUUGAAAGAAUGGGAACCAAAAUUAAGCUCAAAUAGACCAAUCUCCCAAGAUGACCUGUUUUCUUUUAUCAACAACAAGGUCCCACCAACUCUAGUGAUUAUUUGGUCAUUCUUUGCACUGGCCUUUCUUCAAAUGUUCAUUUGAACUAGAGAUGUGUAGCAUUGUUCUGCUUGAGAAGGUCUCUUGCAAUGGAGCAGAUCAUUC
This is a messenger RNA of Puccinia graminis f. sp. tritici CRL 75-36-700-3, 2474 nucleotides long. Its product is annotated as calnexin. Gene Ontology annotation, biological process: protein folding. The transcript is spliced from 10 exons. The coding region runs from base 242 to 1912 and encodes 556 amino acids. The record is from RefSeq and is a predicted model, not a curated record. Lineage: Eukaryota; Fungi; Basidiomycota; Pucciniomycetes; Pucciniales; Pucciniaceae. Gene Ontology annotation, molecular function: calcium ion binding. Gene Ontology annotation, cellular component: endoplasmic reticulum; endoplasmic reticulum membrane.